GAUCAAGUCAGCCGGGAAGAUGAAGUUUCUCUCCGCCGUUGCGUUCAUCGCGCCUGUUCAGGCUGGCCUACGGUUUCCAUGCUCGACCUUGACCUUCCAACGCCUUGACCCCGUCGUCGAGCCGGGCUCAAACCCGUCCGCCCAUGUUCACCAUAUCGUCGGUGGAAACGCCUUCAACUCGUCCAUGACGGGAGAUGUUUCCACGAGAGCUACCUGCACUACUUGCCAAAUGUCGGAGGACUUUUCCAACUACUGGACUGCUGUCUUGUACUUCAAGCAUCCUACCAACGGCUCCUACCACCGUGUGCCGGUUCUUCCUGUCCAGCCCCUGUUGGGAGGAUCAAACGGCGCAGAAGGUGGACUUACAGUCUACUAUACCCAGUUCGACUUGAUUAAGGACAACCUGAAGCAAAAUGCGCCAAUUAAAACCUUCCAACCAGGUUUCCGCAUGACGGUGGGCAGCCCAACUGCAAGCUCCCGUCCGCAUACCGGCCUACGCUACCAGUGCCUGACAGGCAAUAACAGAGGCCCCGAGACGCCCGACUUCCCCACCAAGCCAUGCUCAGGCGGUAUCUUCGCUACUCAACACUUCCCCGCAUGCUGGGAUGGCAAAAAUCUUGAUAGCCCCGACCACCAAUCUCACAUGUACAAUACUAUCCAGUCAGACGGAUUCACGAACGCCCCUGCAUGCCCGUCAUCUCACCCGGUCCGCACCCCACAAGUAACCUAUGAGACUACUUGGGAUACGAGCAAGUUCAAUAGCAUGUGGCCUUCUGGUGCCCCCAAUCCUUUUGUGUGGAGCUUCGAGGGCACUAGCGGGUUCGGUACCCACGCUGAUUACAUGUUUGGCUGGAAGGGCGAUGCACUCCAGCGCGCUAUGGAUAAGUCCGAGUGCCGCUACGAUGGCUGCGGUUCUAUUACAAAGCAGGCUAUGGCCACUGCCAACAAGUGCACCGUCAAGGACAUGGUUGGCGAGGAGACUGUAGGAUGGCUCUCAAAGCUUCCGGGUAGCGAGGGUAACGUAGCGUGGUACUAUCCAUAUUGGAAGCUAGCACCUCCCCUAUACAAGCUUAAUUAG
Cucurbitaria berberidis CBS 394.84 is the source of this 1078-nucleotide messenger RNA. RefSeq lists its product as uncharacterized. The transcript has 7 exons. NCBI's taxonomy places the organism in Eukaryota, Fungi, Ascomycota, Dothideomycetes, Pleosporales, Cucurbitariaceae. The record is from RefSeq and is a predicted model, not a curated record. Bases 20 to 1078 code for a protein of 352 amino acids.